Molecule: messenger RNA, 131 nt
Organism: Racocetra persica
Lineage: Eukaryota; Fungi; Glomeromycota; Glomeromycetes; Diversisporales; Gigasporaceae
Source: the annotation of a GenBank genome assembly
CAAAUUAAUGAAAUUAAAGAAGUUUAUGUUGAAUCUAUUAAACAUCUUGAAAGAAUUAUUGAAGAAAAGAAUAUUAUUAUUCAAGAUACUGUUAACCAAUAUGAAAAAAUUGGUGAAAAUACUGUUAGACA